Messenger RNA from Penaeus monodon (black tiger shrimp), 1100 nucleotides. RefSeq names its product zinc finger protein 271-like. The transcript is spliced from 2 exons. The record is from RefSeq and is a predicted model, not a curated record. The coding region runs from base 18 to 1100 and encodes 360 amino acids. Lineage: Eukaryota; Metazoa; Arthropoda; Malacostraca; Decapoda; Penaeidae.
AAAAUCUGGUGAGGCACAUGAGAACACAUACAAAGGAGAAGCCAUAUAGCUGCAAGAUUUGCAAUAAGGCCUUUUCUGAGAGAAGUAAUCUUGUAAAGCACACAGUAGUACAUACAAAAGAGAAGCCAUAUAGCUGCGAGAUUUGCAACAAUACAUUCUCAUGGAGAAUUAGUUUGGUAAGGCACAUGAGAACACACACUAAGGAGAAGCCAUACAGUUGUGAAAUUUGUAACAAAGACUUCUCAAGGAAAUCUAAUGUAGCAAUUCAUAUGAGAGUACAUGCAACAGAGAAGCCAUACAAAUGUGAUAUUUGUAACAAGAACUUUCCGCAUAGAGCUAAUCUAGCGCGUCAUAGGAGAUUACACACAGAGGAGAAGCGAUACAGCUGUGAGAUUUGUAACAAAGGUUUUUUUCAGAAAUAUCGUCUAGAAAGUCACAUGAGAGUACAUACAAAAUAUGUGAAAAGUCAUGUAGUAAGGCAUAUGAGAGUGCAUACAAGGGAGAAACCAUACAGCUGUGAGAUUUGCAAUAAAGACUUCGCAGAAAAAUAUACUCUAGUAAACCACAUGAGAAUACACACAAAAGAGAUGCCAUACAGUUGCGACAUUUGCAAUAAAGCCUUCUCAUCAAAAAGUAGUCAAGUAAACCACAUGAGAGUUCAUACACAGGAGAAACCAUAUAACUGUGAGAUUUGCAAUAAGGCCUUCUAUGUGAAAAGUCAUGUAGUUAGGCAUAUGAGAGUGCAUACAAAAGAGAAACCAUAUAGUUGUGAGAUUUGCAAUAAAGAUUUCUCAGAAAAAUAUACUCUAGUAAUUCACAUGAGAAUACACACAAAAGAGAAGCCAUACAGCUGUGAGAUUUGCAAUAAGGCCUUCUCAUACAUACAUAGUCGAGUAAAGCACAUGAGAGUACAUACGAAGGAGAAGCCAUACAGCUGUGAGUUUUGCAAUAAGGGUUUCUCACAGAAAACUAGCCUAGUGAGACAUAUAAGAGUACAUACAAAGGAGAAGCCAUACUGCUGUGAGAUUUGUAAUAGGGCCUUUCCUUUGAAAGGUGGUUUAGUAGAGCAUAUGAGAGUACAUACAAAGGAUAAGCCAUAA